UUAAUAUUUUUUCACGUAAUUCAGUGUUGUUUUUAUUAUAGUUAUUGAAAUGUGUACAAAGAUAAAACUAUGCUUACAGCUUCUGUAGAACUAUAAAACUCACUAUGAACUGACGAUUGUUUCACCAAAACCAAGUCACUGCUUAUGACAUGACCAGUGCUAGGACUGCGACGGUGGUGGGACUCGGGUGGGGGAUGCCUGUGCCACGUGUGCUGAUAGAAGUUCCCAGACUCUUCUAUCACUUGAGCAAGACUGCCACAGAGCCACUGUGCUCCCAGAGUGUUGUGAUGUCAUUUGGCCUUUGCUAGAACUGAACCACACGUAUAGAGUCUGUUUUCUGCCUACUUAGCUUGUGACAUUUUGAGUCAAUGCAAAUCAUUGCUGGAAGGUGUUAAUGCCGUUUUGUUUUUUGUUUUUUAAGAUUAUGACUAAGGCUAGGCGCAGUGGCUCACACCUGUAAUCCUAGCACUUCAGGAGGCCAAAGCAUGGGGAUCACUUGAGCCCAGGAGUUUGAGACCAACCUAGGCAACAUGGCAAAACCUCGUCUCUACAAACAAUACAAAAAUCAGCCAGGUGUGGUGGUGCACUCCUGUGGGCCCAGCUACUUGGGAGGCUGAGGUGGGAGGAUCGUUUGAGCCCAAGAGGGUGAGGCUGCAGUGAGCUAUGUUUGUGCCACUGCACUCCAGCCUGGAAGACAGAAUGAUACCAUCUCAAGGAAGCAAAAAAAAAAAAAAGAUUAUGACUAAAAAAUGGUUAGGCAGUGUCAGAACUCAGAGACUGACAGCUUGAGAAUGAGAAACACUGUCCUGCCUGGUGGUUAAGAGCAUGAGCCUCCACCGGGGACCCAGCUCUGCCAGGUGUGCUUGUGGGAGCGUGAGCCACCACUGGAAUCUCUGAAUGUCUGUGUCCUCAUCUCUAAUGCCAGAGCUCACAAUACCUCCCUUGCAGGGCUAUUGUGAGAAUAAAAUAAGAUGCAGGUAAAUCUUAGCUCAGUGCCUGCCAUGAAGGAGGUGGGUGUUGAAAUCAUGAAUAAAAGAAGAAAGAUUAAGGAUGUGAAUAAUAUAAUUGUCUUUAAGUGGGUUCUGGAUAGCUUUUUCCCCCCAUGGGUGCUGAAGAAGACCUGAAUAAAAGAAAGAUCAAGGCCGGGCACGGUGGCUCAUGCCUGUAAUCCCAGCACUCCGGGAGGCCGAGGCGGGCGGAUUGCUUGAGGUCAGGAGUUUGAGACCAGCCUGGCCAAUAUGGUAAAACCCUCUCUACUAAAAAUUCAAAAAUUAGCUGGGCAUGGUGGCAGGCACCUGUAAUUCCAGCUACUCAGGAGGCUGAGGCAGGAGAAUCGCUUGAACCUGGGAGGUGGAGGUUGCAGCGAGCAGAGAUCGUGCCACUGCACUCCAGCCUGGGUGACAAAGCUACACUCCUUCUCAGAAAAAAAAAAAAAAGAUUGAGGCUUUGGAUAAUAUAAUUGUCUUUCAGUGGGUUUGGAUAGCUUUAGGUGACUGUUAGGUGGAAGGCAUCAGGACGAGGACUGUCAGUGGAGGGGUCUGAGCACCAUCCUGGCACUGUAUUCAUCCAUUUACAUCUUUGCACACACAUGCUGUGAUUUGCUCUGAGCUGCAGCAUUGGGCAGAGAGAAGUGUUGCCCCAUGUGUUUAUAGGAGCAACUUGAUGUAAGAGAACAAUCUCCCCAGCCAACUUUUUGUCAGUGUAUUCAGAAAGUUGUAAACUUACCCAGUAUUAUAUCCCCAAGAAGCAGGAACUAAAAAAUGACAGCCCUAAUGAAGGGUGGAAAGACCUCUUCUGAGGUGGUAGAUUCUGUGUAGCACCCAUGAAGUUGGUAAGCCACUGAGGUUUUGAGGUGAAAGCAAAACUUCCUCCUGCGAGCCAAACAUGGGAGUAUCAUGGCAGUUCUAUUAUGAAUAUCUAUGUGUGGCCCUGAAAUGGGCCUAAAUGUGACUUGUGGAGUUAAUCAUUAGCCCAGCGGUUGUCUGAACGACUUGAUUCCCCUGGGCUACGAGCAGUUCACCUGCAGAGGAGGCUCCAGAAAGCGGCAUGUCCCCUUUGCUCUUUGGGGCUGGGCUGGUCGUUCUGAAUCUAGUGACGUCUGCCAGGAGCCAGAAGACAGAACCUCUAAGUGGCUCUGGGGACCAGCCACUCUUCCAUGGAGCUGAUCGAUAUGACUUUGCCAUCAUGAUCCCUCCAGGAGGCACGGAAUGCUUUUGGCAGUUUGCCCACCAGACUGGAUACUUCUAUUUCAGUUACGAGGUUCAGCGGACAGUGGGGAUGUCACAUGACUGGCAUGUUGCUGCCACGGCACAUAACCCACAGGGAUUUCUCAUAGACACCUCCCAGGGUGUUCGGGGCCAGAUUAACUUCUCUACCCAAGAGACAGGUUUUUAUCAGCUUUGUCUAAGUAAUCAGCAUAAUCACUUCGGUUCUGUGCAAGUGUACCUCAACUUCGGAGUCUUCUAUGAGGGGCCUGAGACUGAUCACAAACAGAAGGAAAGAAAACAACUGAACGAUACUCUGGAUGCAAUAGAGGACAGCACUCAAAAGGUGCAGAACAAUAUCUUUCACAUGUGGCGAUACUACAACUUUGCCCGGAUGAGGAAAAUGGCUGACUUUUUCCUUAUCCAAUCAAACUAUAACUAUGUGAACUGGUGGUCGACAGCCCAGAGCCUCAUUAUUAUUCUUUCUGGGAUCCUGCAACUGUAUUUCUUGAAGCGUCUCUUCAAUGUUCCAACAACUACAGACACAAAGAAGCCAAGAUGCUAAGCUAAGGUGACUAUAGCACCCUGGCUCUUUUCUUCUGGGGCUUAGUUGAAUCAGCUUUGUAAUGUUAUGGGACAAAAAUCAAUUUAUCUCAUUAAUGUUUUAGUCUGCUGCACACAUCUAAAAAAGCAAAAUGGCAAUAAAAUAAUAACAAUGAAAAAGUUCUGAAUUAGUAUGUAUUAAAUGUAUGCAUCAAAAUACUGUUCAUCAUAUAGCAGUCCCUUAGCCUUCACUGAGUCUACUUAGAGACUAACAGAAAACCUUAGA
Pongo pygmaeus (Bornean orangutan) is the source of this 3033-nucleotide messenger RNA. RefSeq names its product transmembrane p24 trafficking protein 6 (gene TMED6). Bases 2047 to 2769 code for a protein of 240 amino acids. The transcript has 4 exons. Lineage: Eukaryota; Metazoa; Chordata; Mammalia; Primates; Hominidae. The record is from RefSeq and is a predicted model, not a curated record.